Molecule: messenger RNA, 9787 nt
Organism: Gryllus bimaculatus (two-spotted cricket)
Lineage: Eukaryota; Metazoa; Arthropoda; Insecta; Orthoptera; Gryllidae
Source: the annotation of a GenBank genome assembly
AAGGUAGUUUUCGAACAUUCACCAACGGUUAAGGUAACAGCGGCAGUCAUGGGAUUCGGAUGAGUGCGUAUUGUUGUGAUUUUAUUAGUUACGUACUUCUGAAGACUGACAAGUGAAUGAAAUAAAGUGUGUUUAGUUUUUCUUGUGUUUCGUUGCUGAGAAAGAAGCAGAAUGCUGUGCGACGGGACGCUGACCACUUACAGACGAUGGGCGGCUGCGGCCCUGGUGGCGACACUAGCGCUCGCGGCGGUGGAGAGCGCCGCGGCCCAAGACGUCGUGCCCCUGGACGAGUCGACGCAGCGGCCGUCGUGGCAAAAUCGCGGCAACGACUAUCAGUCUAGAGGCAACGACUACCAGUCUAGAGGCAACGACUACUCGCCUCGGAACGACUACCCUUCUCCGUCGCUGCAGUCGUGGGAAAACAACCUCGUCCUCAGCGAAGCGACCUACUUCAUAGUAGCCAGUCGCAUGGUUCGUCCUGGUCAGGUGUAUCGUGUGGCAGUGUCUGUUCUUCAGACAAUUCAUCCUCUCACUGUACGGGCUUCCAUACAAAGGAACGGUGUGGAGAUGAGUGCUGAUAAUAAGGAGGUGAAAGAAGGAACUCCAGAAACGCUGAUAAUGAGGAUUCCUCCAACUAGUGUACCUGGAAAUUACAAAUUGCGUGUUGAAGGAACUUACGAUGGAUUGCUUGGAGGGAUUGCAUUUGUUAAUGAAACAUACAUUACUUUCUCACAACGGUCUAUGACAAUUUUUGUACAGACUGACAAGCCCGUUUAUAUGCAAGGACAAACAGUGAGAUUUCGAGCAAUACCUAUCAACACUGAACUACGUGCUUUUAAUGAUGCAGUUGAUGUAUAUAUGUUGGAUCCCAGGGGGAUUAUAAUGCGAAGAUGGCUUUCCCGCCAGUCCAACUUAGGAACAGUAAGCUUAGAAUACACAUUGUCUGACCAACCUGUGUUUGGCCAAUGGAUUAUUCGAGUUAUAGCACAAGGUCAGAGAGAAGAAACUACAUUUCUUGUUGAAGAAUAUUAUCAAACAAGAUUUGAAGUAAAUGUGACUAUGCCUGCAUUCUUCUUCACAACUGAUGAGUACAUUUAUGGCACUGUGAUGGCAAAUUAUACAAGUGGUGCUCCUGUUCGUGGAAAUCUCACUCUCAAAGCCACUAUUAGGCCAGUAGACCAAAGAUACAAUAGAGUUGAAAGACGACAACCUGUUGAAAAAUACUUCAAUUUUAAUGAAGAAUAUCCAUCAUGGUUUUCAGUAUUUCAGAAAGAGGAGGAGGAAUAUUAUAGAAGAAAUGAAAAUCAUCUCAGAGUGCCACAUAUGAAAUUUUUUCAAGGAACAUACAGAUUUAGAUAUCCGAUUACAGAAUUACAACAGUAUGUAUCAUCAUUAGAUGGAAUGGAGGUCAUAUUUACAGCCACAGUUGGUGAAAGGUUUAUGGACGAAAUUAUAGAAGGAUAUUCCAUAGCACGAAUUUAUAAUUCAUCUAUUAAAGUUUCCUUUUUGGGAGGAUCACCACAAGUUUUCAAGCCUGCUAUGCCAUUCACAUGUUAUUUGGCCGUUUCCUACCAUGAUGGCUCUCCUCUUACACGAGAACGUUUGGAACUUGGCCGAAUGGAAGUGCAAUCAUCAGUGACAAUGCAAUCUGGAGGUCGCAGAUCUCUUGAAACCAAAGAAUUAAGAAUGUAUGGGGAUAAGGAAGGUGUCUGGGAAUUGAAGGUGGAUUUGGAUACUGAAUUAGGCCUUACAGAGAAUAGACGGUCAAAAGCUCAAUUAAAUGAAAUUACUGAGAUGCGGAUAACAGCAUAUUUCAAGGAUUAUGAUGGAGUUCGUGCUACUUCUGAUCUCCUUCUUUUAUCACACUAUUCUCCUGCAAAUCACCAAAUCAAAGUUUCCACAUCUACUCGUGAUGCCAAAGUUGGAGAAUACGUAAUAUUUCAUGUUCAAAGUAACUUUUACUUAGAAAUGUUCAACUUUGUAGUUAUGUCUAAAGGCAUCAUUCUUCUAACUGGUCAGCAAGUAAUGCAGCAGUCUGUAAGAACAUUUGCUGUAACUCUCAGUGCAGAAAUGGCCCCUGUUGCUUCAGUUGUUGUGUAUCAUGUUGGACGAUAUGGUGACAUUGUUGCUGAUAGUUUAACUUUCCCAGUUAAUGGUAUUUCAAGGAACAACUUUACUGUUUACAUCAACAAUCGCAAAGCCAGGACAGGGGAAAAAGUGGAAGUAGCCAUUUAUGGUGAGCCUGGUGCUUAUGUGGGUCUUUCUGGAAUUGACAGAGCAUUUUAUACUAUGCAAGCCGGCCAUGAAUUGACUUAUGCAAAAGUGCUUUCUAAAAUGUCAAAGUUUGAUGAACAAACAAAUGGUACCUUUGUUCAUGUUUGGUCAUCUCAUGAAGGUGAUCCUGAUGAGUUGGUAUAUUUCCCUUCAUCUACAUAUGGCAUUGAUGCAAACAGAACAUUUGAGUAUGUGGGAUUAGUUGUAUUCAGUGAUGCUGUAGUUCCUAAAAGACCAAGUUUCUGCAAUGCAACACAAGGGUUCAUGGAAUGUUUAAAUGGUCGCCGUUGUUAUUCUAUAAAAAAGAAAUGUGAUGGUCAAUUAGAUUGUGAAGAUGGAACUGAUGAAGCUAAUUGUGAUUUGGGAAAAGCAGAAGAACUGGCAGCAUUCCGUAAAUUUCGAUUCAAUCGCAUACAACGACAGUAUGAAAAUGUUUGGCUUUGGAAGGAUAUUAAUAUUGGACCUCAUGGCCGUUUCAUUUUUACUGAAGAAGUACCAGAGCGACCAGCUCAUUGGAUGGUGUCAGCAUUCAGUAUGAGUCCAACAUUUGGAUUUGGAAUGAUUUCCAAGCCUUUAGAAUACGUUGGUGUUCUUCCUUUCUUCAUUAAUGUGGAAAUGCCUUCAAUAUGCCGACAAGGGGAACAAAUUGGCAUAAGAGUGUCUGUAUUUAAUUACAUGACAUCUGCAAUAGAAGCUACAGUGGCGUUGGCUGGCUCAAAAGAUUAUAAGUUUGUUCAUGUUGAAAUGAAUGGAAUUGUUAGAUCCUACAAUCCAAGAACAUCAUUUAGAGAACAUCAGUUCUUUAUUUACAUCCCUGCACAAGAUGCUGCAAUUGUUCAUAUUCCUAUUGUUCCUACGAGACUUGGUGAUAUUGAUGUUACAGUACUAGCUUCAACAUUGAUAGGUAGAGACGUAGUCACACGAAGAUUGCAUGUAGAGGCUGAUGGUCUUCCCCAGCACAGACACCAGUCCAUUUUGUUGGACUUGAGUAAUAGAGCUUAUGUUUUCCAAUAUCUCCAUGUUAAUGUGACAGAAACACCUAUUAUUCCAUACUAUCAAGAUCGUUAUUAUGUAUAUGGUUCAAACAAAGCAUUUGUUUCAAUUGUUGGUGAUGUUGUGGGACCUAUAUUUCCCACAAUGCCUGUAAAUGCAACUUCAAUGCUUAAUCUCCCAAUGGAUUGUGCUGAACAAACAAUGUUCAGUUUUGCAUCAGUUCUGUACACCACUAUGUACAUGCGACUUAUUAAUCAACGCAAUCGUACUCUUGAAAAAUGGGCAUUUCAUCAUAUGAAUAUUGGAUAUCAGCGGCAAUUGUCUUUUCUUCAACCUGAUGGUUCUUUUAGCUUGUUUCGAAGUGAUUGGAAUCAGUCAGCAUCAAGUGUUUGGUUAACUGCCUAUUGUGCUCGAAUAUUUCAAGAAGCUAGUUUUUAUGAAUGGGAAAAUUACAUUUAUAUUGAUCCCAAGGUAAUUGAAGGUGCAGUACAGUAUGUUUUGAGGCAUCAGACUCCUGAAGGGUCAUUUUAUGAAGUAACGUGGUUGCCUGAUCGCAAAAUGAAUGAUUCUCUGCUCUGGCCUGAUGACAAAUUGAAAUAUCGAAAUAUAUCUUUGACUGCUCAUGUUCUUAUAACAUUAGAAACUGUUAAAGACUUAACAGGGGGGCUUGGCGCUCAAGUGGCUCUGGCUCAAGCAAAGGCUAUUCAUUGGUUAGAGAGAAACUUGAAAUUGCUGCAAGAUCAUGGAGAACCUUAUGAAGUGGCUAUUGUGGCUUAUGCUUUAUUGCUUAGCAAGUCAUCAUCUGCUGAAUCGGCAUUUGACACUUUAGCUAAACAUGCUCGCUCGGAAGGUGGUUAUAUGUAUUGGGGCAAAGAGAAAGUGCCAGACCCCCCUUACAAAAUGGAAAACCAAAAACCUUUCCUAUUACCAAGAUUGCCUUACAGAUAUGAUGCCUCUAAUAUAGAGACUACAGCCUAUGCAUUGCUGACAUAUGUUGCACGACAAGAGUUAUUCAUUGAUCCAAUUGUUAAAUGGUUAAACGCUCAAAGAUUAACAGAUGGUGGUUGGGCAUCUACUCAAGAUACUGCUGUAGCUAUGAAAGCUCUUAUUGAGUAUACUGUGCAUUCACGUUUGCGAGAAGUCUCUGAUCUUACUGUGACUAUUGAGGCAACUGCCCUUAAAAAUCAAACAAAGCCCUUGCAUGUAAAUGCUAAAAACUGGGCUCAGUUGCAGAGAAUAGAGAUUCCUGAAGCAUGGGGUACAGUUAAGGUACAAGGAAGAGGUGCGGGAUAUGCCAUUCUCCAGAUGUCAGUGCAGUAUAAUGUGGACAUAGCUCGAUUUCAAACAGAGCCUCCUAUCAGAGCAUUUAAUCUCAGGACAAGAGCUAACUUUCAUGGGAGAAAUCACUCUCAUGUAACAUACAAAAGUUGUCAGAGUUGGAUAAAUUUUAAUGAAUCAGAAAGAUCUGGAAUGGCUGUUUUGGAUGUAACAAUUCCUACUGGAUAUAUUAUUCAGCAACAAAAACUUGAUGCUUACAUUAUUUCAAGACAAGUUCGAAAUCUCCAGAGAGCACGUUUCCAGGAAAGUAAAGUGCUAUUUUAUUUUGACUAUCUGGACAAUGAAGAGAUAUGUCUCAAUUUCACUGUAGAACGUUGGCAUCCUGUUGCUAAUAUGUCACGAUAUCUUCCUAUAAGAGUUUAUGACUACUAUGCUCCAGAACGUUUCAAUGAAACAAUAUUUGAUUCACUUCCAACAUAUUUGUUGAACAUAUGCGAGGUGUGUGGAAGUAGCCAGUGUCCUUAUUGCCCAAUCUACAAUUUGGCUACAACAUUACCUGUGCCUGUGACAGUUCUUAUGGUCACCUGUUUUAUUUUACUAAUUCGACAUUUUCGAUCUUCUGACAUAUAACAAACUGACAACGUGCAAGUAUCAGAAAAGCACAAGGAAGACGGGGGAAGAAUCACGUUUCUCACAAAUAACGUGUCAAACAAUAGGAAUACAGGUAUAUGUAUAUUGACUGCUAAACUUUGUGGGUGUCUCACACAGUUGUAGGCCAUCAUUGCCUUCACCCCAAACUUACAUGUACAUGUGUUUUAUUUUAUUAUAUGUGAAGUGUAACAUGGAUGAGUUUUAAGAUAGAUUUGUAAAAAUUGAAGUUUACAAACACUAAAUAGUAAAUAUACAUUUUCUUUCUUUUUAUGUGCUCUUCUAUUUAGCUACUUAUGUAAUAUGCUGUACACUGUAUAUGUUGUUAUUAUUAUGAUUAACUAAGAGAUUGACAUAAAAUUCUUUGGUCCUUGUAUUUCAAAUUUUUACAUAUCAGAAACAAAAAAGCAUGUAUUAAUUUAUGUUGAUGCAAGAGAUCUGAGCUGUGGAAUUUUGAGGUGUGUUUUAAUUCAACAAAAAUGAUGAAACACCAUGUAGGAAUGAUCUGAUUUUACCAGGUACAAUGAGAAAUUUACAAAUGCGAGAUAAGUGCCAUAAAAGAUUUCACACCUCAGAUUUUGUGUGUAUGCUGUUUUUUAGGCUCAAAAAAGGCAGAGCAGAAAGCAUCAUAAAAAUGUCCUUCACAAUUUCAGAAAAUGUAUGAGUGACUGAAUAAAUAAUCAUAGAUCCUUUUUGAAUGUUGAUACUUUUGUGUUAUUUUAUGAACUAGAGAUGUAAAAAUAAUAUUGCUGUACUGAAUUCGUAUAAUGUUUGUGAAACCUGAAAGUUUGGAGGACCAAUAGUGUGAAUGCUUGUGUGGAUAUUUGAAUCAUUAAUUCCUGAAUUGGCACUAAGCAUCCAAAAAUGUUUUGGAACAUUGAUUCGAUAGAUGAAAUAAAAGAUUUAUAUCUACAUCAAAUAGGUUUAAUUCUUCCCCCUGGUCCUGAAAGCAGGUGGUGUCUGCUUUACAUUGGCUGUGUUUCUACCUACACAUGAUGCAUCACAUCAUGAAUGAACGCUGUGUUUGGUGCCAAGUGUGCAUUAAAAGUUACUGACAGUGAAUUUUGUUCUAUAAUACACACAUUCUAUGUUCUUCUUAAAUAACUUUAAAUAUAUUUGUUUUCCUUUUAAAGAUUUUAAAUUUCUUUGACAUGCCAUUAAUUUUCAUUCCAAAAAAAAAAAAAAAAAAAUUGAAAUUUGUGGUUUUAAAUAGGAUGCAGUGGACAAAAAACAACUAUACAAAACUUCUAUACAAGCCAGUUUAGGUUUAAUGAAUAUCAAAUGAAAUGAUACGAACAUGCAUUUUAUAACUGAAUAUAAAAUGUUAUGUUGUUGGAGGGAAAAAUGGUGCCCUCAAAAAUCCCUGUUAUUUUGUGUCUAGGCAGAAGCUUUCAAGCCGGAAUUCCCUCAGUGCAAGUUAAUCAUGAAAGUGACUUAGGGUAUCAUUUUUUAGUUUUAAGUAUUGUUACAAACUUUUUUUAUUCCGUCCUGCAUAGUUGUAUUGAUUUAAUGAUUAUUUUAUGCUUAAGUGUAUAGAAAGACACCAGGAUGUACUUUUUUAUCUUUUUAUAUUCAAGCUAGUCAAGUUUGCUACUUUAUAUCAGAAAUUUAAUUUGAAAUGAUUAUCACAAGUUUUUAUUCUUAUAUACAUACAUUUGGAAAAUGCCACCUGUUACUAUAGUUAUCAUAUAUUUAUUUGGAAGGUUACCAAUCCACAACAUAAGGGGAUAAUAUGGAAUUUUCAUAUUGACCUUUAAUGUAGACUUAUCAUAAAAGAAUUAAAGAAAAAAGUAGUCUACUACACUUAAUCUCUCUUAAGUUACAAAUAAGAGAUCUAGAUUUUUGUGUGCACUAUGUUAUGUGUUACAUUUUUUCUGGUCAUUUGCAGUGUUUUUGCAAAAUUUCCAAGAUUUCAUUAACCCUGCCAAUAAUGCAUUUUUAACUACGUUCUUUCUUUAUAUGGUCACACACAUUUUUUUGAGGGAAACAAAUUUCCGGCUUGGUUGCUUGGUAAACAGAUAAAAAAUUUAGAAAAGUGGUUGUUCUGAGCCAUAAUUUUUUACCUGAUAUUAGAUGUUAUGAGAGAGUAAUAUAUGUGUAGUUUGUAGUUUGGUGAGGGGUGAAUGCCUUGCUGUAGUCUUAAAAAAAAAGUAAUAAUAAAAAAAUUUGUUACUUGGCAAAUGUUUAAUGUGAGAUGUAAAGAAAAUAUUAUCCACAUCUAACAUAUUUUUUAAAGUGUGAAUACAGUGCAUUGUACAUUAAUAAAUAAAAAUAUUUUGUAUAAGUUCUUUUAAUUGUAAAAGAUUGUGUGAAGGUUAUUUUCUGCUUUUAAGAAAAUAAUUGUCUAAUGCUGCUAUGUUUUUAAUGAAAUAUGAAAUUCUUGUGAUAUAGACCAUGUUAAAUUGCCAAAAAGCUUAAAUAGACAGUGUUUUUGCAUAUCUUCCCUUUUCCACAAUUUAGAAUGUAAUAUAAUUUUAUCAUAGUCACUUGGUAAUUGGAUGAAAGACGUUGAUACAUUUUUAAACCCAAAUAUUGAAUAUAAAAUUUAAUAAUAUAUAAGAAAAUACUAUAUCAAUUUGGUUUUUACAUUAAUAAUUAUGUAUGCAUUGUAAAUGUUAUUUCUUCAGGUUGUUGUCAAUUUAAUUUAUACAUUUUUUUACUACAUAAUUAGCGAGAAUGAAAACAUCUCAAAGUCUACUCUUCACUGAUACUGUUAUAUCAAGUGGUAAAUCCAAUGGCAUGCGCAAAAUGGUAGGGGGAGCAGGAGAGCUUUGCUCCCCCUCCCCUCCAACUCAAAUUUCAAAAUGGGCCCUCUAGCCCAAAAUUUUAUUUCUGUAAAUAUUAUUAAUUCCUUAUUUUUCCCCAUUUUUAAACUGAUGCUUGGAGAAUUGAUACGACAUUUAGAAAAAAAAGUUGUCCAAACCAUCACGAAAGCCUGUAAUUAGUUCAAUAUAAUAUCAUUAAAUUUAUAAUUAAAUUUUUUUAUUGUAACAUGUCAUAUGUAAAUAGAAAGUGUAACAGAAAAAAUGACACAGAGGGGUCUGGAAAUGAAGUUGACUGCCUCUCUGGGUUUAGGUUGCACAUGCGAAUGGGUAAAGCACAAAUACAAUAUCAUGGAAGAAUACAUUUUUGAGUGUAGUUUCAUGAUAUGGUUCUUUUCAUUUGAAACUGUACAAUUAGGCUUUAACAUUGGCAAUUACAAUAUAAAUGUUGACUUACAUUUGAACUUGUUUAUAACCAAAACUAACUAUAGUGUUUACAAAGGCUAAAAAUUGUCAUUGAAAAAGAGUUUUUGAAAGGUUCAUGGUAUAUUCAUGAGUAUUUAAUUUUCUUUGUAUUUCCUUGAAAUAAUUGUACACAGAAAUGUGUAAUGCUGAUAGGGAUAUUGAUCUGACAGAGCAAUAAUCUUUCCAAAAAUAUAAAAAGAUAAAUAAAUUCAUCAGAAAUGGAAAGAAAAGCAGAAAUAUCCCCAUGACAACUUUUCAUUCCUUUGAAAGAUUUCAGUGUCAUAAUUUAGUUUAUCUUGAAGAGUCGCCCUAUGGUAAUUGUACAUACACCUUGAAAUACAAAUGGAAGUGAAUGGAGUCAGUGAAAUCAAAAUGUUCAAAAGAUUUGAGGACUGUUCAUCAGAUGGUAUUUUGAACAAUAUAAACUUGUAUAUUAUGUUGGUUCUUGUAAACUAAAAUAUGUAAUAUUUCAGAGAAUUCUGCAACAUUUACUUGUCUGAUAUUCUAAGUUAAGAAGCAAAGGAAAUCUUAAAAUAAUUUUUAAUAAAUUCAUGUACAUCUGCUUCCCAUGUGGAAAGUAGAAGAAUUGUAAUCAUUGGGUCAAGUUGCAUUGCUUUAAUGAUUAUUUUUUAAUAACUGAAGAUUGCUUUUAGGAGAUUUGUAAAUAUAAACUUCUGCAGCAAGGCAAAUGCUUAGAACACUGUGUGCAGUAUUUGAGUUCUCUAUUUGAAAAGCAUGUGAGAGGUGCAAAGGGGACCAAUGCAGGGCAGUGAGUGACUUAACGAGAGUUGCUGAAUGAGACACCAAACUCAUACUGCAUGUUCAAUAAUCUCAAACUUAUUUUCUUCCCCACCUUUUUAUUAAUUUCUUUUCAGCAUUAAGUUUCUCUUCACCUCUCAUAAUGUGAAUUACUCAUGUUCACUUAGUCUCAAUGUCAUACCGUCCACAAUUACAGUGACUGUGUCAUUGUUUUUUUUUAUAAUUUUAUAGUUUUAUUCUUAUAGAUUAGUUAUGUUCAUACUAAUUUAUCUAUUUCUUAAGUUAUACCUAAUAAACUGAGCAAUACCACUUGAUGGAUAAAUGUAAAUCAGUAGCUGAUUCGUUCUUACUACCUAAAAUGUACAUAUUUUCUUAAAUAGUAAUAUGUAGCUGCUAAAAUAAGAUUCUCUAAUAGAUGAAUCUCUGUGAUCCUUCAUCCGUUGCUCAGUUCAUAUUUCAUUCUUGGCAUAACCGUUUGUUGAAAGAGUAAUGUUGUAUGUGGAUCAUAUCAUUAAACAGUGAUCCAUAUUUUAAUGAAAUACCUCUUUCACAUAUUGUAUGACUAUUAGUGAACACACGUUGAAAAUAAAAUAAAUAAAUAUUUUCUU